AUGGAAGAAGUUAGAGGAAUAAGAAGAAGCAGAGGACAUCCUCUGUUGAGAUCCAAGAAGAGAGCAGGAGGCUAUAACCAUGGCUUCUCACUGUCUCAGAUCCAAACUCUCUCCGUCAUCUGUCAAACUCUCCUCCCUCCGCCGCCGCAGCAGCAGCAAGCUCUCAAAGGCUCUCAACCACCAUUCCCUGAUGAGGUAGCUGAUAUGAUAGUGAAAAAUGGACGAGCACAAGCAGUGAAGGUUUUGAAAAUGAUAUUGACGAUUUUGUCAUUCAGAUUUGGAACAUUUUUGCUUUGUGGCUCUCUCUGUCUUGAUAAGCGUUGGCCUUUUGUUCUUAAUUUCUCUGAACUUCCAUUGUAUAAAAGAGAAGAGAUCAUGAGGAAAUGGUCAAGAAAAAGUGGACUCCUUCUUCCUCUUCGAAUCACUUUUUUCCUCACAAAAUUCUACACUCUCUUCUCCUUCUUCUCCCAGACUGAUGAGAAUCUGAAGAAUCCUGCAUUGGAAGCUAUAGGAUAUUGCAACGACACGACAGAGACAAGCAACGAGGAAGGUGAGAAACAACGGCCACUUGAGAAAGGAAUCAUUGAGACGACGAACGAGAGUGACAUUACCAUCACACAGUCUCUAAUAAAAAAAGGGCUUCAUGUCUCUAGAGAGAACAAUGAUGGUGUGCACAGGAUCAGAUGCGACGCGGUUGUUAUAGGCUCGGGAAGCGGAGGAGGUGUAGCAGCUGCGAACCUAGCGAAAGCAGGAUUAAAAGUCUUGGUUCUUGAGAAAGGAAACUACUUUGCAGCUCAGGACUACUCAGCUCUAGAAGGUCCGUCUAUGAUGGAGCUAUACGAGAAAAGCGGGCUUCUAACAACGGUCGACGGGAAAUUCAUGGUCUUAGCCGGCUCAACCGUUGGAGGAGGCACAGCUGUUAACUGGUCUGCGUCAAUAAGAACACCAGAUCAUGUUCUGCAAGAAUGGUCGGAAGAGAGCAAGAUCAGGUUUUUCGGUAGCCAAGAGUAUCAAUCUGCGAUGAAUGAAGUUACUACAAGGAUCGGUGUCACGGAAAGAUGUGAAAGUGAAGGGUUUCAGAAUCAGGUUCUAAGGAAAGGAUGCGAGAGACUAGGGUUGAAGGUAGUUUCGGUUCCGAGGAAUGCAUCGGAGAAUCAUUACUGUGGCUCUUGCGGGUAUGGUUGUAGAGCUGGAGAUAAGAACGGGACAGACCGGACUUGGCUUGUUGAUGCUGUAGAGAACGGUGCAGUGAUCUUGACAGGUGUCAAAGCAGAGAGGUUUGUAUUAGUAGACAACGAGAGUAAAGAGAGAAAGAAACGAUGUGUGGGAGUGGUUGCGAGCUCUGUGGGAGGAAAGAAGUUUAUGAUUGAAGCUAGAGUGACGGUUUCAUCCGCUGGCUCGCUGUUGACACCGCCUCUGAUGCUUACGAGCGGGCUAAAGAACCGGAACAUUGGGAAGAACCUGAAGCUGCAUCCGGUUCUGAUGACAUGGGGAUACUUUCCUGAGAAAGGUUCUGAGUUCUCAGGGAAGAUAUACGAAGGAGGGAUCAUCACGUCAGUGCAUCAUGUAAACGAUGGUGAUGAGUCAGAAUGCAGAGCGAUAUUGGAGAAUCCGUUGAUAGGACCAGCUUCUUACGCGGGGUUGAGCCCGUGGGUUUCAGGAGCUGACCUUGAGGAGAGGAUGAUGAAGUAUGGAAGGACGGCUCAUUUGUUUGCUCUGGUUCGGGAUAGUGGCUCAGGCGAGGUGUUGAAGGAGAGCGAGGUUACGUACAGGACAAGCAAGAGAGAUAGAGAGAAUUUGAGGGUGGGGCUUAGACAGGCUUUGAGGGUUUUGGUUGCGGCAGGUGCAGUUGAAGUGGGGACGUAUAGGAACGAUGGACAGAGGAUGAAGUGUGAGGGGGUUACGAGGGAAGAAAUGGAGGAGUUUUUGGAUGGAGUUGAAGCGGAUGGUGGUGUGAGCACGAAGAAGGAGUAUUGGACGACGUACUUCUCGGCUCAUCAGAUGGGGAGUUGCAGGAUGGGGAGGACGGAGGAGGAAGGUGCGGUGGAUGAGAAGGGUGAGAGCUGGGAAGCGGAGGGGUUGUUUGUUUGUGAUGGAAGUGUGUUGCCUUCGGCUGUUGGUGUGAAUCCGAUGAUCACUAUUCAGUCUACUGCUUACUGCAUCUCCCAAAAGAUCGUUCAGUCUCUGCAAAACGAUUCAAGAUAG
Messenger RNA from Microthlaspi erraticum, 2205 nucleotides. The record is from the annotation of a GenBank genome assembly. Lineage: Eukaryota; Viridiplantae; Streptophyta; Magnoliopsida; Brassicales; Brassicaceae.